GAGGGAAGAUGGCGGAGGGGCUGGAGCGCGUCCGCGUCUCGGCCGCCGAGCUGCGGGACAUGGUGGCGGCGCAGGCCCGGGCCGCGGCGGCCGGCGGGACAGAAACCAUGAAGGAGGGGAAGGAGCCGAGGCAGCGCAGAGACAACAGGCGUCCAGACCUGGAGAUUUACAAGCCCGGCCUCUCCCGCCUGAGGAGCAAACUGCCAAAGCAAGAGACCUCAGAAGAGAGGAGCAGAGCUGAGGAGGGCAAAGAGGAAAGUACCAAUGACAAGGGUUCUUUGGGAGGAGGGGCUCCAGUCUUGGAGGAUUUCAGCAAAGCUGAUGGCCCUAAGCAGAACGGUCCUUCACAGGAAAAUGAAGAGACAGGGACUAAAGGCAGUGUUCAGAGCCAGGAGAACUCGUCCAAGCAGCCCACUCCAGAUGAGUGGUGUCCAAAGACCACGAGGAGAACCAAGAAGCCAGACCAGCAGAUCUACCAGCCUGGGAAACGCCUGCAUUCAGCUGCUAAAGAACUGUCCCUGCGCUCGGCUGCUGAGGAAAUCACUGGUAGGAUGGAGCAGCUGAAAGUAGAGAGGGAUGAAGAGACUGAGAAAGGGACUGGAAAAGACAAUAACAGGAAAACCAAACCAAGCAAGGAGGAUAGAGAGGGGAGCCAGGCAAGGGAAGGAGUGAAAACCUCCAGGGAAGACAAAGGCAGACGGCUAGAGCGAGGUGAGAGGAUAAAGAGAACGAGUGAGGAGGUGCUGCAGGGGAAGCUGAGCUCCACCAAACGCUACUCCCGCUCCGACAAGCGCCGCAGCCGCUACCGCACCUGCAGCACGAGCUCAGCUGGAAGCAGCAACAGCGUGGAUGGGGCCCCGCUCGUGGACGGGGUGGAGAGGAGGCAGGAGCGUGCCCGGGAGAGAAUGCGCGCCAGGAAGCAGCUCUCUGUGUCCUCCACGGACUCCUUGGACGAUGACAGAAUGGAGGAGGCAGAAGCGUACGUCUGCAGCAGGACUUUGGACAGGAAAAAGCAGGCUCGAGCUUUGAGGAGCGAGAGCGAAUGGAGCAGCAACGGCAGGGAGGUCAAGGGAGCCUUUCGAGUCACAUUUGACAGCAAAACGAUGAGCAGGGACGUGAGUCUGGCUGAGACUGAGAAAAAAAAGCCCCUGAAGGCGUUUGUUAGUUGCAAUGACUCAGAGGCUUCGGAGGCGAGAAGCCAGAGCAGAGAGCCCCAGGGGAGGGGCCGUGGGAUCCUGUUCCUGCCUGCCAACACAGACCUCUCUGCCAGCGCCGUGGGCUCCCCUGAGCCCACUCACACCGGGCCCCGGCUCCUGCUCAGCGGCACUGGCAGCAAAGGGCCGCGCAGCAGGGGCCGGGGCGGCACGGCUCGCAGGCUGUGGGACCCAAAUAACCCCGACCAGAAACCUGCCCUGAAGAGCCAGACUGCUCAGCUUCACUUUCUGGACACGGAUGAUGAAGUGAGCCCCACCUCCUGGGGGGAAGCCCGCCAGGCCCAGACAUCCUACUACAAGUUCCAGAACUCUGACAACCCCUACUAUUACCCUCGGGCCUCCGGGCAAGGGGCCCAGUAUCCCUACGGUGGGUACUCCCUGCAGUACCCCAUGGGUCCAAGCAAUGGUGUGUACCCAGGAGCCUAUUUCCCUGGAUACCCCAGCCAGGCAGGGGGGUACAUGUGUGGCCCACUGCCCCCAACCCCUCUGAGUCCCGAGAUGGAGCAGCAGAUGAGGAACAUGCAGCAACAGGAGCUCAGCAAACUCCUCCGUGAGGCUGGGAACCAGGAGCAGCAGCUCAGCAAUCUGCUUUCCAGAGACCGCAUCAGCCCGGAGGGGCUGGAGAAGAUGGCCCAGCUGAGGGUGGAGAUGCUGCAGCUGUAUGAACGGUGCAUCCUGAUGGAUAUUGAGUUCUCUGAUACCCAGAACGUGGACCAGCUGCUGUGGAAGAAUGCAUUUUACCAAGUGAUUGAGAAGUUCCGGCAGCUUCUCAAGGACCCUCAGGGGGAAAAUGCCCAAGAAAUUCGGAACAAACUUCUUCAGCUUCUAGAUGAGGGCACGUCAUUUUUUGAUGGCCUACUCCAAAAGCUGCAGGUGUCAUACCAGUUCAAGCUGGAGGACUACAUGGAUGGGAUGGCCAUCCGCAGCAAGCCUCUGAGGAAAAUGGUGAAGUAUGCUCUGAUCAGUGCUCAGAGGUGUAUGAUUUGUCAAGGGGACAUCUGCAGAUACAGAGAACAAGCAAAUGACACUGCCAACUACGGAAAGGCCCGCAGCUGGUACCUGAAGGCUCAGCAAAUUGCUCCCAAAAACGGCCGCCCGUACAACCAGCUGGCGCUUCUGGCCAUCUACACGAGGAGAAAGCUGGAUGCUGUCUACUAUUACAUGCGUAGUCUGGCUGCAAGUAACCCCAUCCUCACAGCCAAGGAGAGCCUCAUGAGUCUGUUUGAAGAGACAAAACGCAAGGCUGAGCAGAUGGAGCAGAGGAAACACCAGGUGCUGGAUCUGAGCCCCAGCCGGCGGGGAAAGGGCAAGAAGUCCACGUUGCGACAAGUCGGAGAUGAUGCCACGCGGCUGGAGAUCUGGAUCCAUCCCUCCCACCCCCGCUCCUCCCAAGGCCUGGACUCCAGCAGGGAUUCUGAGCAGGACAACGGGCUUGGGAACCUCAGCCCCAGCGACCUGAACAAAAGGUUCAUCCUCAGUUUUCUCCAUGCCCAUGGGAAGCUGUUUACCAGGAUUGGGAUGGAGACUUUCCCUGCAGUGGCUGAGGAGGUCCUGAGGGAGUUCCAGAUCCUGCUGCAGCACAGCCCCCCUCCCAUCGGAAGCACCCGCAUGCUCCAGCUUGUGGCAAUCAACAUGUUUGCAGUGUACAACUCCCAGCCCAAAGAGUGUGUUUCUGAAGACUGCCGCUCUGUCAUCCAGGAACAGGCCACUGCCCUGGGGCUCUCCAUGUUUGCACUCUUGGUGAGGAGGUGCACCAGCCUGCUGAGGGAAUGCGUGCAAGUUCAGCCACAAGAGGUGGAGCAGGAGGAUGAGGAGGAUGACAUCAAAGUCUCUGCCUUGCCCCAGGACCUGAAGGAGCUGCUCCCCAGUGUGAAAGUCUGGUCGGACUGGAUGCUUGGCCACCCGGACACCUGGAAUCCUCCUCCGACCUCUCUCGAGCUCCCCAAACAGGUCUCUGUAGAUGUGUGGGCGACGCUGGCUGACUUCUGUAACAUACUGACCACAGUGAAUCAGUCGGAGGUGCCCUUGUACAAGGACCCAGAUGACGACCUUGCCCUGCUUAGCCUGGAAGAGGAUCGGCUGCUCUCGGGCUUCAUUCCCCUGCUGGUCGCCCCCCAGGAGCCCUGCUACGUGGAGAGGACCUCGGACAAGGUUAUUGCAGCCGACUGCAAGAGGGUCACAGUUCUGAAGUAUUUCCUGGAAGCCCUUUGUGGACAAGAAGAGCCUUUGCUGGCAUUCAAGGGUGGAAAAUAUGUGUCAGUGGCACCCGUCCCAGACGCCAUGGGAAAGGAAAUGGGAAGCCAAGAGGGAAAACAACUGGAAGAUCAGAAGGAAGAUGAUGUGAUGAUCGAGGCAUUUGAAGAUGAUUCCGAGGCUGAAGGCAGCGGGGGAGAGAUGGACAUCAAGGAGCUCCGAGCCAAGAAGCAAGCCCUGGCCAGGAAGGUGGCUGAGCAGCAGCGUCGCCAGGACAAGAUCCAGGCCGUGCUGAAAGACCAGAGUCAAAUGAGGCAGAUGGAGCUGGAGAUCAGACCUGUCUUCCUGGUGCCAGACACCAAUGGUUUCAUCGACCACCUGAGCAGCCUGAGAACGCUGCUGGACUGCAGGAAGUUCAUCCUGGUGGUGCCUCUGAUCGUGAUAAACGAGCUGGACGGGCUGGCCAAAGGCCCAGAGAUGGAGCACCGGGCUGCAGGCUAUGCCCGCCAAGUGCAGGAGAGAGCCAGGAAGUCCAUCGAGUUCUUGGAGGAGCGAUUUGAGAACAGAGACAACUGCCUGAGGGCUCUGACCAGUCGAGGCAACGAGCUGGAGUCCAUCUCCUUCCGCAGCGAAGACACCACGGGGCAGCAGGGAAACAACGAUGACCUGAUUCUGUCCUGCUGCCUCCACUAUUGCAAUGACAAGGCCAAGGAUUUCAUGCCCUCCAACAAAGAUGAUCCCAUCCGCUUGCUCAGGGAAGUGGUUCUGCUGACGGACGACCGCAACCUGCGAGUCAAAGCGUUGACCCGCAACGUGCCGGUGAGGGACAUCCCCACCUUCCUCAAGUGGGCCCAGGAGGGCUGAGGGGGCCGAGCGGGGCCCAGGAGCCCCCUGAGCGAGUCACGCAGCCCGGUUAACGGUGGGAGACAGCGGCUCUGACCCACCGCCCUCCGGCCCACCACGGACAAUAAACACCACGACUUCAACCCACCCCGGCACGGCCGCGCUGCCAAGGGCCCCCCCGCACCCUGACGGCAGACCAGCUGGGAAAAGGUCAUUGCUGUGGAUGGUUCACGUGGAGGCUGAGCCCGUGGAGGGGCCCCCACCGGCCUUUGGGCAGUGGCAGGGCAGAGCCGGCGAGCCACGCUCGGCUGAGGGAAGCUUUGGGGGAGCCCGGGACGGAUCGCCGGCCUCUCGCUCGGCUGCAGAGAGCUCGAGUCACGGAUCGGUGACUCUUUGGGUUUGUAGAGCCCGGGGGGGACAGGGACGGGCCAGCACAGACCUUGGGAUUGCUCAGUCUAGGUCGUGCCCCUCGGAGGGGCCGUGGACUCGAAGGGCAGGUUCCCUCCUGCCCGGCCUGUUUGUCCUGCGUGGCCUGGGCAGCCCCGGGCCGCCGGCCCCUUCCCCGCCCCGCGCCCGCCCCGCGCCUGGCUGCUGCUCACGGAGCUGUUUGUCCUCUCCCUGCUGCAGGCUUGGUGUGUGGAGGUGUUUUUGUUUCAGAGUUCAGUGUAGGUUAGUUUCAGGUGUGUUCCUCACCUGCUUUGAACAGUCUCCCCUUCCCAUCCCCACGCAGCUGCUUUCUGUCCUGCUCCCCUGCCCACCCCAGCCAUUGCCCAUUGCCUGCACCCCCUACACUCCCUUAUUCCCACCCUGCUCCCUUUAGAUACGUGUUUAACUCAGCAUGAGACUGACAAGAGUUUUCCAAGGACCCCAGGACCAAGUGUCCCAUAGGUCCCUUGUGCCCUCACAUUGCCACAGGCUCCUCUUGCCCGUGGGAUCCAGCUUCUGGCUAUGGGGCCCAGCAGGGCUGGAGAGAGCUAGGGUAGCCCUUGGUGUUUACCCAGCUGGGAGGGUCACCUCUCAAGUUGCCCUUUUGCCAUGGAGCCAUAAAGGGACUCCCCCACUGCCUCGUUACUGGGAGCCAGUGCAGGGUUGGGGUGUUGCUGAGCCUCGCACUCCCCACUUUGCCCCAUCACCAAGUGUCCCAUCCCUGUUACAUGCCAGAUACAGAAGCUAAGAGGGAGCAUUAACCUGUGAACUGGAGCCCCUGGAGCUCUGUCAGGUCCCAGUCCAGGAGCAGAGGGUGGGAGUGACCCCAAGGCCCUUCCCGGACCCCUCUGGGUGCUGUGGGAGGGAAACGGCCAAAGUGCUGGAGGAAGCAGGAGGAUGGAGCCCAGCAGCUUUUCCUUCCCUGUGUGAGUGGCUCAGACCCAGUGUCUGCACCAGGAAGCUCAGUGGUGCCCCUGCACCCUCUGCCCAGCCUCGGGGCGAGGGCCAGCAGGGAGCCUCAGCAGCGCCCGGCACAGCGACACACACCAGUGGGGUUGUGUUUGCUGAACGCCCCAACCCCCAGCUGCCACAGACUUUGGGGUGCCCACAGCAUCUGCAAAGCACACAGAGACAGAGCCCACACCACUGCUGAGCCCACCCAGGCCCCACAGGCCCCCAGCCCCAGUGUGGUGCCCACCACACCGUGCAGACUUUGCCUUUUCCCCACCCCACGCUCCAGUUGUGUUUAAAAGUUUGUUUAAAAGUUUGUUUUCCAGCAGAGCUGCCUCAGGGGCUGCUCUGAACAGGCCCUUCCCGGGGUGCCACCACCUCAGAGGGACCUUGAGCUGUGCCACCAGCUUGGCCACGCCACAGAAAGCUUUCUGCCCCUGAGGCAGGUGACACAGGGGUGAGCCUGGGCCCAUCCAUGCCAGGCUCCUGCCCCAAGCCCCUGCAGGAAGCCCCCAGCUCGGGGGAAGGCAGCCACAGCCCCCAGCUCGGGGGAAAGUGGCCACAUUCGGGCUGUUUUGUUUUGUUAAGAUGGUUUUAAUCAUUUUUAGUAUUAAACACUUGUCUGUGCA
Molecule: messenger RNA, 6256 nt
Organism: Colius striatus (speckled mousebird)
Lineage: Eukaryota; Metazoa; Chordata; Aves; Coliiformes; Coliidae
Gene: SMG6
Product: SMG6 nonsense mediated mRNA decay factor
Exons: 19
Coding region: 9-4271 (1420 amino acids)
Biological process (GO): nuclear-transcribed mRNA catabolic process, nonsense-mediated decay
Cellular component (GO): telomerase holoenzyme complex
Molecular function (GO): protein binding; telomerase RNA binding; telomeric repeat DNA binding
Source: RefSeq, a predicted model, not a curated record